Messenger RNA from Fundulus heteroclitus (mummichog), 5598 nucleotides. RefSeq names its product fibulin 2. Gene Ontology annotation, cellular component: extracellular region. The record is from RefSeq and is a predicted model, not a curated record. NCBI's taxonomy places the organism in Eukaryota, Metazoa, Chordata, Actinopteri, Cyprinodontiformes, Fundulidae. Bases 314 to 4036 code for a protein of 1240 amino acids. Gene Ontology annotation, molecular function: calcium ion binding. The transcript is spliced from 16 exons.
AGAGGAGGGCAGCUGUGCGCAAACAGCUCAUCCCAAACCAGCCGCGUCCUCAGGUCUUCUGUCAGUACGUCUGCUGUUGUUCUUCUCUCCACCCGGCAAAAUACACCCUCUCACCAGAGUCCAACAAUAUUUGCACCAGUUUUAUGGGCUGAAAGGAGAACUUUUUCUCAACGUUACUUUUGGAUCUUAUUGUGCAGUAAACGAGUAAGGGAGAUUUUCAUCAGCAUCUUGAAUGCUCCAGCAUCUUUAAAGAAUCAUUGAAAAGCCAGAGAAGUACCCUAUUCCACUGACUGUCCAGUGUCCCUCAGCUGUCAUGGCUGAAGCAGAAGUGCGACUGCUGAGGUGUAUUUUGCUGCUGCUCCUCCUGCCUAUCAGCUUAAGUCAGCGAGACUGUUCUGGUGUGGACUGUCCCCUAUUAAAUAACUGCAUCAAAGAAGAGCUGGAGAAUGGUGCCUGCUGCACCUCAUGCUUGCAGAAAGGAUGUAGAUGUGAGGGUUAUGAGAAAUAUGACUGCAUUCAUGCUGGAUUUAAGGAUGGCUUAGUGCCUGAGGGAGAGUCCUAUUUUGUUGACUAUGGCAGCACUGAGUGCUCUUGCCCUGUUGGAGGAGGACCAAUCAGCUGCCGCUACAUCGACUGUCCCAAUAUGCCACCGAACUGCAUUGAGAUUUCAGCGCCUGAGAAUGGCUGUCCACAGUGUGAAGUCAUUGGAUGCGUUCAUAAUGGGGAAAAGUAUGAGGCCGGACAUUCAUUUCACAUGGAAAAUUGCAUGGUCUGCCACUGUCCUAAUCAAGGAGGGGAACUGAUGUGCUAUCCAGUUCCUGAUUGUGAUGUCCAAAAAGUCCAUAAUCCCAUGUUAACAUUCCUUACAGGUGGUGGCACAUCCAAUGGACGAGAUGGCUACCCCACCAGCUUUGAUCAGAUCCCUUCAUCAUAUCACCAUCCUUCUGGUGGGAAUCUUCCUCUUUUCAGAACCUCCCCAUAUGAUAACGAUUCAGAUGAAUAUGACUACAACCCUUCUGACUUCUCUGAGACAUAUCCGGAUUUAUUUGUUCAACCCACACAGUCCUCCCUUUCCUCCAACAGAGUAGCAUCUACAGGCUCUGAGAGAUCUGACAGAACUUCUUCUCUUCUGAGUUUAAACAUUCAAGAAAAGAUGGAGCUGAGAGAGCCAUACAGAGUUCAUCACCAUCUCGCAGACAACAAAAAAGUGACAGACUUUGCCUCAGCUGUCGAGCAAAAUACUGCCAGGUCAACCGUAACUGCAACUACUUCUUGGCAGGGUCUCCUGCACACACAAACUCCUUCAUCUAGAAGUGUGAAUUCCUAUGCAGAAUUGGAAAAUCCACUUUAUGUACACAGAAGUCUGGGAAGUGAUGCAUUUCCAGUCAACAACCCUAAGAGUCCUGAAGGAAAUUCAGAAAGUACCCUUCCUCAUCAGAGGAGCAGUACGACUGAGGUGUAUCACCCUAACACAUUAGAUGGUGUAACCCCCAAAGGUUCAAACAGUCAGAUAAACAAAACUCAUUUAAUGAGAGGAACGGAAUAUGCACCUGCCCAGAAAGGUGGAUCGGAGACAGUAGAGUUCCCACUAUACAUGUUGAGAAACAUGGAUUCUCCAGAUGAUGACAUUUUAAGAGCACAUUUUCCUGAAGAACUUCAUGAACCAGAUGACAAGAAACGGUUUGUUGCAGGACCUAAAGAAACUGAUGUGCCAGACUUAAUCAGGUUAACACAAACGGAAAAAAGCCAUAUUAAUUUUGAGUCUAGCAGUCCAUCACAGGGGAAUCUUGAUUAUCAGCAAACAACAAUGGCUUAUUUCAACACCACUACAACCCAGCCACCUUCCACUGUCAGACUGACAGAGAGUCUGCCCAUUGGAGAUCUGCCUCUCAGUCCCCGCAGAGAGGAUCUGAAGGCUGAGCUGAAGACAGGAGAAGAGGAGGGCCGUAGUCCUGUUUUACUCUUCAGACCAGAAGGAGAUUCAUUGGGAUCUUCUGAAGACAUCCUGCAAAGCUGUUGUGACGCUGGGCUGAGAUGGGCCAGGGAAAAGAAGCACUGCAACCACAUUACUGUACACAGUGACAAGCACUCUAUUUGCAGUGUUGUUGGGCAGCAGUGCUGCCUCAGCUCUGUGAAGGACAGCCGGUGUGAUGCAGGAGUGACUGCAGCCAGAGCAGGACACCAUUGUGAAGCUGAUGUGGACAACGCAUGCACAGAUGAAUACCAGGUGUGCUGCAGCUGCUGUGCCAUUGGCUUGUGGAUACGGAGUGAAGGACUAGACUGCAAUACCCAAAAGUACCUGAGCUAUCCAUGUGGCCACAUUUUCCUUUCCUGCUGUAAGGAAGAGGAAGGUCAGAGCCAGUUGCCACAGUGGAGGAAGAAGAUAUCCAGACCAACUGCCCUACCCAGACAAGUGAGUCAGGAGGAGAACAGCCAGGUGGAAGAAAUUAACAGUUCCACUCACACCACUGCCACCAUGACUCCAACCUCUGAGACCACCACAAGCUCUGUCCGGCUCCAUCCAUGUGCAGACGAGAGUGGCUGCAGUCAGCAGUGUACUGCGGUGGCGGGCCAAGCUCACUGUUCUUGCUUCCCAGGGUUCUCACUGAUGACUGAUAGAAGAACAUGUAAAGAUGUGGAUGAGUGCAUGACCAACACACACAGCUGUCGGUCAAACCAGCGCUGCGUGAACACCGUAGGUUCAUUUGUAUGUGAGUUGCAGGUUAGCUGUCCAGCAGGAUACCAGCUGCAGAACGGUGUUUGUCGGGAUAUUGAUGAGUGCAUGGUGAGAACCCAUAACUGCGAUGAGGGCUUUGUGUGUGAGAACAGAGUGGGUUCAUUCCACUGUAAUCCCAAGCUUAAGUGCAUCAGUGGGUUCAUACAAGACCUUCAUGGCAAUUGUAUUGACAUUAAUGAAUGCAGCAGCCUAAGUGAGCCCUGCACUUCCGGUUCCACCUGCAUCAACACAGUGGGCUCCUACACGUGUCAGCAGAAGUCAUUGAUUUGCAAUCCGGGCUACACCUCCAGCUCAGAUGGAACCAAGUGUGUCGAUUCUGAUGAAUGUCAGAUGGGGACGCACCAAUGUGGAGUGGGCCAGAUCUGUCACAACCUCCCCGGCAGCUACCGCUGUGACUGUCAGACGGGCUACCGGUACGAUGCCUUCCGCAAAGUCUGCACAGAUGUAAAUGAAUGCUGGCAAUCUCCUCGGAGGCUGUGUGCCCAAACCUGUGAAAAUACCCAGGGCUCCUACCGCUGCUCGUGCACAACUGGCUUCUCCCUAGCAUUGGAUGGAAAGAACUGUGAGGAUGUCAAUGAGUGUGACAACAACCCAUGCAGCCAGGAGUGUGUCAACAUAUACGGCUCCUAUCAGUGCUACUGUCGUCAAGGCUAUUACCUGAAAGAGGACAGACAUACCUGUGAAGAUAUUGACGAGUGUUCCCAGAGCAUCGGGAACCUCUGUGGUUUCCAGUGCAUCAAUGUUGUAGGCAGCUACCAGUGUGCCUGUCCUCGAAAUGGGUAUGUUACAGUAGCCAAUGGACGGACCUGUAGAGACAUUGAUGAGUGCAGGACUGGAACCCAUAACUGUUCCUUCUCACAGACCUGCUAUAACCUACAAGGCAGCUUCAAGUGUGUCUCAUUUGAUUGCCCUCAAAACUACAAGAAAGUGUCACCAACCCACUGUGAGCGGAUCAGUUGUCCCACCAACUCCAUAGACUGUCAGAACUCCCCUCUAAGGAUCGCAUACCAUCAACUCAAUCUCAAAACAAACGUUAUCACUCCAGCUCAGAUCUUCCGUAUGGGACCCUCACAAGUCUUCUCAGGUGACAACAUUGUCAUCAGCAUCAUCAAAGGCAAUGAAGAGGGCUACUUCAGUGCCCGCAAGCUGAACAGUUUCACAGGUGCCAUUUAUUUGCAAAGGAAAGUUGACGAGCCCAAGGACUUCCUGCUAGAUGUGGAGAUGAAGCUCUUGAGGAAAGGAACAUUCACCUCAUUCCUGUCCCGAAUCUAUGUCUUCAUCACAUCCAACAAGAUGUAACUCCAAACACAAAAACUAUGUAUCAAAUAAGGUGCUUACUGUUUUUUAAUCUCCAAAGACUUUAGGAAAUAUCUGAAUGUGUGUGUGUGUGUGUGUGUGUGUGUGUGUGUGUUAAAAAAAUGAAGGGGACACUUUUUUAAUCAAGAGUAUAAUAUGAAGUUUAUUUGAUCAUUUCAGUAGUAGAGGUGGUUGUUAAUCUGUGUUCUUUUUUUUAAUCUGUGUUCUGAUGUUAAAGAAAGCAGGUUCACGAAAGUGGCAACAACGAGAUGACCUCAAAAGGAAUGGUUUUGCAGGUGCUUUUUUGACUGUUUUUCAGUAGUUUGCAUUUGAACAGCCACUUUCACAAGUGACUGUUCAAAUGCAUCCAUCACAGUACCAUGAGCCAAUACUUGGACCCUACAGAGGUUGUACUAGUGUGCCGUCCUAGUAGAGUUGUCCGACUCUGUUAGGAUGGCACAACAAUGUGUGCCAGUGCCAGAAGAUUUUCUGUCUCCCAGCAUGUUCUCAAGAGCAUAAAGGUGAUUCCUGGAGACAGGCAGUUACACUAGGAGAGCUGGACAUGGCUGUUGGAUGUCCAUAACCCAUCAGCAGGACAUGUAUGUGCUUCUUUGUGCAAGGAGAAACAGGAUGAGUACUGCCAGAGCCCUACAAAGUUACAUCUAGCGGGCCACUGGCAAGGAUGUGUCGUGCCAAACCUGUAGAAACAGACGUAAUAGGGUUAGCCUCAGGGCCUGGUCUCUCUAGUAGGCCCAGUGCUCACUGCCUGACACUGUGGAACACAACUGGCAUUUGUCCUGGCCAGGAUCUGGGAGGAGAUACACAAGGAAACCAUCUGUCAUAUCAUCAGGAGAAUCCCCCAACGUCACCAGGCAUAAAUACCAUCCUGUCGGGACCGUACAAACUACUGAGUACCAUUUAGAGUUGCUGCAAUGACAUUUCAGCAAAUUGGACUAGGCAGGUGCAUCCGUUUAUAGUCUCACUUUCUCUGUGACUUUGGAUUAAGCCCUCUGUGGAUUGAUAAUCUUCAUUUUCAUCAAAUGAUCAAUAUCCUUUUGGUUCCUAACACUAUCUAUUCCAUACCAGUCAAAUAUCGAGCAGGAUCUUUUUUCCACUUUACAUCCGAUGUGUUCCCCUAAUUUUUUUGAGCUUUGUAUUUAUAUCUGUGUGUGUAUGUAUUUUAUAUACAUAAAUAUGCAAUCUCAAUUAUCUAUGGCAGGUCACAUAGCAACAGUCACAUGCUAUUGCUAAAGCAAUAAGUUAAAAUAAAGGUGCUGCUUAACUCUCAAGAUAUAUUUGGUGCUGUACUCAUUUAAUCUAUAGGAAUUAUUUGAGUCUCAUGACAAAUAUUCAGAAAGUAAGAAAUUCAUCUUGAAUUAGACAUGGUGGGGCAUUUAUGGAUAUCCAAAUCUGUAUAGCAUAGGCAUGGACUGGUUUCUGGUAUCAAGGUUUGUAUUGAAUUUAAUAGAUUAUGCAUCAAAAUGGACAUAUGAUGCUUUUCAGUUCUUCAUUUUCACAUUGAAAUCAUUCAGUUGUGAUCUAUAUAAAGUGAAACUGCAACGCUU